AUGGCCGCCUUCAAGCCUGGUUUUACCUCCGAGUUCAAUGAGUUCGAGGCUCCUGAUGCUGGACACCAGAAGAACGCCAAAACUGCUCGUCUAGUCGAGUCUGCCCGCCUUGCUUUGACGUCUUUGGCUCUCUGCUCUUCCAUUAUUAUCCUAGGGACCUCUGGCGAUACUUUAUCCGUCUUCAAUACAACGCACUUUAGGAACAACUCUAUCCUUUCAUUAUGGCCUGCGAAGUUCGAUCUGAGGCCGACUGUUGCGCUGGUUGUCUGCUCUGCAAUUGUUGUCGCUGCUAGUGCCCUCUCCGUGGCUGCGAGCAAGAUAUCAGCAGUACGAAACAAACCUCUUGUCCACAGCUCGAUCUCCUUCCUCGCCCCAACAGUUUGCCUGAUCGCCGGUCUCGUCGGCACAUCCUUCUUCUACGGCGUCAACUCUUCCAACUCUGUAUCAUCAUUGCAGAGCUGGAGCUGCCAAUGGUCGUCGGUCAACAUGGACGUUAAACCACACUGGAGCACUUUGUGCAAGGAGAGUAAAGUGGCGCUGUACCUUACGGUUAUGCUUAUUCCUUUGGAGGUGAUCAUCUUGGGCACUGUUGCCUUUGGCGCCUUUGUAGAGAAGAAGCAAGUUGUCUACCAUGAGCGUAAAGGAAGCCCUGCUAUGUCCUGA
Molecule: messenger RNA, 663 nt
Organism: Lachnellula hyalina
Lineage: Eukaryota; Fungi; Ascomycota; Leotiomycetes; Helotiales; Lachnaceae
Exons: 2
Coding region: 1-663 (220 amino acids)
Source: RefSeq, a predicted model, not a curated record